Ruditapes philippinarum (Manila clam) is the source of this 3693-nucleotide messenger RNA. RefSeq names its product interferon-related developmental regulator 2-like. The coding region runs from base 172 to 1464 and encodes 430 amino acids. The transcript has 12 exons. The record is from RefSeq and is a predicted model, not a curated record. Lineage: Eukaryota; Metazoa; Mollusca; Bivalvia; Venerida; Veneridae.
UAUUUUUAUUCAGUUCAACCUUGAACUUCACGAAGAUCUGAGAAUGUCCAUGUGGCUUACACAGUUUUUACCUAUUUUCUCAUAUGUUUACUCAUCAGAUUUUCAUAUACGAAGGUUUAUGUGUAUAGGAAAUUAUAGACAUUAUAAAAGUUUAAAUAAUUUUAAAAGAUAAUGCCGAAAGGACGGAAAAAAGGUGGGCGAAAGUCUGCAGAGUCACGAGCGCCCAGUGAUGAAGAAUACGAUACAGCAGACAAUUGGAGUACAGCUAGUGUCCUUUCUGAUGACCUAUCUGGCAGUAUUCCAGAGGAUGAUCGUGAGAACGAUGAUGUUGAUGAAUCAAAUGCACAGGAAAACUUUGAAGAUAAAUUAAAAGAUGCAAUAGAUGGCCUCACACAAAAGAGUGCUCAGGGACGAAAAAAUUGCCUGGAUGCAAUUAAUAAGGCAUUUUCCAAGAAAUAUCUCUUUGACUUUUUACAAGAUAGGAAAAUAACUGUCUCUGAUGCUGUGAUACGUUGUUUAAAGAAGGGGAAAGGUGAUGAGCAGGCACUAGCCGCUAAAUGUAUAACAAUGUUGUGUAUACAACUAGGACAGGACGCUGAUGAGAUCAUGACAGAUGUCCGGCCCGUCCUAGUAGCACUACUGUCUGAUAACUCUGCCAAUGUGAAGGCAAGAGGACAGUGUGCUAUUGCAGUUGCUAUGUGCACAUUCAUUACUUGUGUGGAGAUAGAGGAUGUUAUAAGUGUGAUGGAAUCAUUAGAGAAUAUAUUCAAACAGUCUUUCAAGAAAGGAGAUAAAUCUAUACCAAAUCACAAUCCUGAUACAUGCCAUCUACAUGCUAGCGCCCUUACAGCCUGGGGUCUUCUAUUGUCUAUAGCACCACAGUGGAUCAUAGAUAAACUAGUUCUCAAAUAUUUGACAAAACUGCCAGAUAUAUUAGAAAGUCAGGAUGUUGAACUUCGUAUAGUUUCCGGGGAAACCAUUGCCCUCUUCUAUGAACUGGGUCGUGAAGAAGAUGAGGAGUUUGAAAGUGAUGCAAUGGUAAACCUAUGUGAAACUUUACGGAGACUUUCCACAGAGUCUCAUAAAUACUGGGCAAAACGGGACAGAAGACAACAGAAAUCUAGCUUUAGAGAUAUCCUCAGAGCUGUUCAGGAGGGUGAAGCUCCGGAGAUGAAUGUAAAAUUUGCCUCAGAAUCUCUAGAAAUAUUUUCAUGGGUGAAAAAAAUGCAAUAUUCUGCUUUCUGCCAUGCUCUUACCUCGGGUAUGAAUCAACAUCUUCAGUGGAACCCUCUAGUGAGAGAAGUGUUUGGUCUCGGAAGUCCAUUGUUACCAACCAGUGUUGCCAGUAAUAAACCAACCAAAUGGGAAAGGGCACAGUUCAAUGCUGCUGCAUUUAAGGCACGGACAAAAGCUCGUGCAAAAUAUCGUGACAAGCGUUCAGUGACGAUGAAUGGAUCAGAGUGAAAUUAGUCACCUUUUUUUCCGUCUGCUGUUAAAAAAAGUUGUUGUGUGAACUUAACUAACAGUUAUAUUUAUUAUUUAUUUUUUAUUGGAGUGUGGAUGGAUUUGAUACAUUUGCAUGCUGACUGAAGAUUGUGUGCCCUAAAACUGAUAUUGUAUCAAAUACAAGAGUGAAAUAGACACAGUAGUAAUUGUUACAUAUGUUAAUGUUUUGCCUCAUUGCCUGUGCUGUAGAGUCUACUGAUCACUGAAGACAAUAUGUUAGUUCAAUCCCUAUAUCCUAUUAAGAGUAAAGCUAGAGCUACAUUAAUUUUAAGCAUGUAUUGCCUGAUUUAAUCAAAUGGACUUGGCCAGUUUUGAAUUUGGAAGAGUCCAUGAAUAGUUGAAGGAUUUCAAUAUCAAAAUUCUAAAAUGGUUUUGCCAACAGACCUUACUGCCAAUAUACAGUCUACUUUGACUAUGUGCUCCAAGUUUUUAUGACCUUUCAAUAUAUCAACUACCUGCUAUAUAUGUUCUAGAGAUAUCUGAACAUUGCCAGUAUUGACACCCAUUGAUUCUUCCUUGUAGUAAAUCAACCUAUGUUUCAUUUUCAUGUACUUUGAUAAAGAUUUUCUUUACAACAUUUAAAUAUUUUUUCACUCGUGUCAACUUAAAUUUAUCAACUGACAGAUUGUCUUGAGCGGUCGGUUAAUUAAUGUAUAGUUGAUAACCAUGACGGUUUCUCAUUGUUUAAAGAGGUGGAAGCCAUUUUUGAUGUUUUACCAAUAUUAUAGUCAUUUGUUUACUUGUUCUUAUUCAGGUAUGGAAAUUUAUAUACACCAAGCAUUUUUACAUGAUGAUUUUUCAUAUAUUUUUCCUUCAGAAUUUUGUGAAAUCAUUUAUUUUCCCCCAAGUCUCAAAAUCCAGAUGUCAGUUUUGACUAUACUGGUAUGCAUUACACAUAGUAAUUGAAUAAUUCUUUAGUGUUAAUAAUUUUCAUGUUUAGAUAUUUCGUCGGCGUAUAAAACACAUGGUCAUACAAUAGUAUAAUGUUAAUAAAAACAACUUUUGUUAAUGGUGUAUAUGUGAAAGUAAGAGUUGAAAAUGUGUACUCUACAAAGACGUCAUCAUAUUUAUUUUUAAUUUGAUUAUAUGUUAUGUACUUUAAUAUCUAGAUUGAAAAAUAAUGAUAAUUUAUUGCCACAAAUCAAAAGGUUUAGGAAUAAAAGAUUGAAAAACUUAAUAAAUUUUGCCCCAAUUAAAGAAAUAAAUACUGAAGUGUGUACAUGUAUAAAUAUGUAAGGUGUCUUUGAUGUAUUUUAAUGACCAGCUGAUGCAAUUUUAAUACCUUUAUGCAUUAAUUAUAUAUUUCAAUGGGUUUUAGAUUUUAAGCCAAAAACAUAUAUUUUUUGUUUAUAUGUAUAGGUGUGAAUUAAGUGAUUUGAACAAAAUAUUUACAGUGUUAUUACAUACAUGUCUUAAUUAUAAAAUGUAUAUCAAUAAAAUGUCUUAAAAUUUGGAUAAUCGAUUUAAAAAAACUGCAAAAUUUGGAUUAUUCCCAAAAACAUAGAGUAAAAUGUGGAUAAUGACUAAAAAAAUGUGUGAAAGUUGGAUAAAUAAUGAAAAAUGCCUCAAAUUUGGAUAUUUGAUAAAAGUGUAAAAUUUAGGUUCUUGUUUUAAAAGUCUUAGAUUUGAAUAAUUGAUAAAAUUUGAAUGCUUAGUAUAUAAAUCUUAUUUGUUGUAUCAAUUUGUUUUGCAUGUUAACUUGAAGCGCCUGAAUAUCUUUUUAAAUGGAAACUAGGGUAUUAUACUUUUCCUAUCACCACAAAGCCUUUAUGACUCAUUUCAUAUUUCAAAAGGUUCAGUGCAAAAAGGUCAUAUCAGAUACAGUUUAGUACCAAAACCUGAAUUUUCCACGUUAUAUUUAUUUGAGCCGCGUCACGACAAAACCAACAUAGUGCGUUUGCGACCAGCAUAGAUCCAGACCAGCCUGCGCAUCCGCGCAGUCUGAUCAGGAUCCAUGCUGAUGCGGCUCAUUUGUUGUAUAAGAGAUGGUAGUUUGUUUGAAUGGCUAAGUAAAUAGUAUGGAAAUUGCCAGACAGCAAGAUCUCAGUUCUGUGAUGAUUUUUGUGAAAGAAUUAUCCUUAUUUGACUGAUAAAAUAUCUCUGUGAUGAAAGUUCAUUCCUGUCUAAUACCAUAUUUGAUUAUAUGAAGCUAUUUAUUAAAGCAGCAUGUCUCCAAAUUCAUGCUAA